UGAAGGAAAACAAUAAAAAAUUCAUAAAACAAACUAGCGUUAGGGAUUUCCACUAAAGUUAGCAGUGAGAUUGAAAAAUUAAAUUCCCGCUGAGUUAGUAGCAGUGGAGGGAAAAAAGUAAAGGAGAACAAACAGAAAGAGAAAUGGGAAAGAAGAGAAAUGCGAGCACAAUGGACGACGUUGAUCGAUUGUUCGAAUGUUUCAAGUGUGGCAUCUCUCCUCCUCAAUCUGCUGUAAGGGAAAGGAAAGGGUGCAGAAGCAAGAUGAACCAAGGAAAUUCAACCAGAAAGGUCUCCGCGUCACCUUGUUCGCCUUCCCUGUCGGAACAAAGAAAGGCAACUGCAACCAGUGAACAACUCUCUGUCGAGAAGUGUGUUUCAACAGCAGUUCAGCCAGGAAAAUUUAGCCGUGGGAAACAGUUCUCGCCAGUUAUAUUUUAUGGGUCUCCACAUGGCGUUCCUCCAAAAAGACCAUUGAGUUUGCUGCGCUUGUUACGUGAAAUUCACAUUGAUCUCAGUGAACAAGAAAAAUUGAAUUUAAGAACACAAGUAUGGGCUACAUUUCCAAGACAGGAUGAAGCAGUAAAGUUUGCUAAAGUACAUGCAAAUGCACAUGUUUUUAGUUAUCAAGAUCACUAUAGUGGACAAAGAAGAUAUCUUGCUUCUACAUAUGAGGAGUUCUGGAAGAGGUACAAAAUAAUGGAAUCAAAACUUCGCCAUCACUAUGAAGUGAUUCAGGAGAGUUUCCCGUGCCACUUGUACUUUGAUUUGGAGUUCAAUAAGAGAGACAAUUUGGGAAGGGAUGGAGAUGAAAUGGUUGAUCUCUUGAUUUCUGUCAUUCUAGAGGCCUUACUUGAAAAAUACUCUAUCAAUGGAAAUCAGGAUUGGGUGGUGGAGCUUGAUUCCUCUACUGAAGAGAAGUUUUCUCGCCAUUUGAUCAUGCGGAUGCCAAAGACUGCUUUUAAGGACAACUCACAUGUGGGUGCAUUUGUUGCAGAGAUAUGCUCACGCAUAGCAAGUGCAAAGGAAACGGAUGAAAGAUUUGAAAAGUUAUAUGUAAAAAAAGAUUCAACCUCUGAUUCACCUGACCAACUUUUUGUGGACACUGCUGUCUAUUCUAGAAAUCGUUGCUUUCGCCUGGCUCUAUCAUCUAAGGCAGGAAAGAAUUCCUUCCUCUUACCUACUGGGCGUUUCAAAUGUAAGGACAUGGGUGAGGAGGACAUGUUCAUGACAUCCUUGAUUUGCAAAAUGGAUGAUGACUGUGCGAAGCUUUUGGUCUGCAAAAUGGAACUAGAUUGUGUGAAGACUCUGCAGUUUGAGACAGAGGUAACUAGUAAUUUUGGAAGAUAUUGCAGAGCUCCAGAAAACACUGGCAUUAGUGAUGUUUCUACAACAUACCAAACGGGAAAGUCACCCUUCCCUUAUUUGGAUGAAUUUAUAGUAUCGAUUGCCUCCACCGGCAAUGUACCAGGGAAAAUACGCUGCUGGUAUUGGUUCUCUGAAUACGGAUUAGUCAUCUACAGCAUGUUGAGAAAUCGAUACUGUGAACGAAUUGGUAGAGAGCAUAAGAGCAAUCAUGUUAUGUAUGUUGUUGAUAUGAGAAGGGCAGCUUAUUACCAGAAGUGUUACGAUCCCGAUUGCAAAGGUUACCGAUCUCCCCUACGUCCAAUCCCGACAGAUUGCGUUCCUGAUUCUUCAUUUUUCUUUGAUUCAAGUGAUGACGGUUCGUUUACAAGUAACAAUCUUGAAUACCGAUAUGUCAACAAUGACGAAGGUAGAGUUUUGCUUUACAGUAACGAAGGUGAUUUAGACUACUGUACUAAAGAUUCAUGGUGGCUUGAAGCUAUAAAAGUUGCAGACCAUAUCGAAAGUAAGCCGGAAAGAUUAAUGCUUGAUGACACGGAGAAUAUGAAUGACGAAGAUGAUGAGUGGUGGAUGGCAGCGGAAAGGACUGCAACACAGUUUGAACUUACGCACUCGGGUUAAUUUAAGGAUUAAAAGUACAUAGUUGAUAAAAUAUUCAUGUCUAACACAUUCGAAUACAUAGCUCGAAUUUUACCAAAUUGAUUGUAAAUUGUAAUUGUACAUACAUAUUUAGAUAGUUAUAACACCAUCCAUAAGAGGUAGAGUCGUGAGACUAAGAAAAGUUCUUUCUUUUUUUCCUUUGAUAUUUGUAAAAUUAUGUUGGAAGUGAGAUAUUUGUGAACUAGAUAAGUUGAUGCCCAUUAUUUAAGUGAAAUUAUAUA
Gossypium raimondii (Peruvian cotton) is the source of this 2245-nucleotide messenger RNA. RefSeq lists its product as uncharacterized. Bases 144 to 1985 code for a protein of 613 amino acids. The transcript is spliced from 14 exons. Gene Ontology annotation, cellular component: nucleus; mitochondrial matrix. The record is from RefSeq and is a predicted model, not a curated record. Gene Ontology annotation, biological process: error-prone translesion synthesis; mitochondrial DNA replication; replication fork processing. Gene Ontology annotation, molecular function: chromatin binding; DNA-directed DNA polymerase activity. Lineage: Eukaryota; Viridiplantae; Streptophyta; Magnoliopsida; Malvales; Malvaceae.